Molecule: messenger RNA, 17800 nt
Organism: Lymnaea stagnalis (great pond snail)
Lineage: Eukaryota; Metazoa; Mollusca; Gastropoda; Lymnaeidae
Source: the annotation of a GenBank genome assembly
AAUUACAUUAAAACCCAUUUACCUGAUCGAAAGCCUUACCUGAUAGUUCAGCUGGUAAGCAAAAGUACAAUGACACAUAAUUUGACAUAACAUUAAGCUUUAGUGCUCAUGAUUCAUCUUUAGAAGUCAGAGGUGAUAAAACUUACUAACUUACUGUUUCAUUAUUCAAAAUUAUUGGCUUAAUUAAUAUUAGGAUAUUAAGUAAGGCAAGGGGAGAGACUGCAGUUAGUUAAGUUAGCACAUUAUUUAUUAAUAAAUUAAAAUUGAUAUUGAUAGUUUAAUUGAUCAUGAAUCAUAAUGAUUAAUAUUGAGAUAUUAAUAUCAAUUCAAUAGUAGGAAAUUAGUAAACGAAGGCUUCCUGCCGACAUGUUUGUUGUUUUGUUGCAUUCCUUUUCUCAGGUUUAACCUUAAUUUGUUUUACUAAUUUCCUAUUAAUUAAUAUUAAAAACAUUAUUCAUUAUAUUAUUUUGGUAGACAUUAUUUUAUAUUAUUUACUAUAUUAAUACUAGUACUAGUAUAUAUAAUAUGGUAAUUUAGGCCUAUCUAGCCUAUCAUUAUAUGUUUACAUGGUUAUACUUUAUUUUUGUAUAAUUCAUCAUCAUUCAUGUCAUCUGUCUGUUAUUGAAAGUUAUUCUUUUAUAUUUAUGGUAAAAAAAUUGAUGUCAAUGAUGUCCAUGUUAGUAUGUUUUCAAACCAGUCUUUGCUUAGGCUUAUCCAUUAAAUCAAAAUGAAAUUGUACUGGCCAUUAUUAAUACUAUUACUUAUUACUAUUUCUAUUAUUAUUUGUACUAUUACUAGUAGCCUACUACUAGUCUUAAUAGUGAUAGUGACAGGGUCAAAUAUGUGCAGGGGACUAGAUCAGUUCUAGACUGUGGGACUGUAGGCUUAUUUCUACUCCUUGUACAUUAUAAUAAAAAUAUAUUAUUUAUAUGAUUUAAAUUUAAACCUAAUUAAGUCCUAAAAAUUCAAUUGUCAAUAUCAUUCUUAAACUUAAAAGUAGCUAAACUUAAUUUUUUAAAGUGGCAAAAUAAUUAAGCAAAUAAAAAAUAAAUUAUAGUGAUGCCCAAAUGAUGGCCAUUGCCAUCAGUGUGUCAAUUUAUAAUGAUGAAAGAGUAAUAAAUCGCUGGUGACUGAUAAAUACGGGACAGUUCACUCGUACACUGAAAGUGAAGGGCAUCAUAAUCAUGGCCUGUGUUGUAUCAUUCACCUUAAAAUGGGGCCCAAUUAUAUCCACUUAAUCAGAAAAUAACCAUACAUUCUAAAUCUCUAUCUCCUAUUUUAAGAAAGUUAUGAAUUUUUAAAAACUCAGGAACAACUUCAAAUUUUAGAGGAUUGAAAGAGACAAUAUUUCCACACGCUAUUUUCUAAAAUAACUAAGUUGGAUCUUUCCAAUCUCAUGCACUAACAGCCAGUUUAAAUAUAACAAGCUCAAUUUUUUUCAGGUUGGGCUCAAAGAUAUAAAUUAAAAAAUUAUUGAUACAAAAAUGAGCCAUAGCACAGUUUGACCAAUUAUGAAAAGGGAGACAAAAGUCAAUUUUAGUUCAUUUUUAAGAUAUCAUAAAAUUAAAAAUGAACUAAAUGAGUUAGAAAUAUAAAAUUUAGAUAAUGGUAAAGUAAAUUUAAAGUUUAUUAUUGUGGAAUUAAACAGCAGAGGAUAAAUUAUAAUUGACUAGAAUUAUCUUACCUAAGCAUGUUCACACAAAAUUACAAUUUUAUAGUAUAGAAUUUUUUUAAAUCACAGAAAAGUAACCAAUUAAGAUAUCUAAAAUCUAAAUAAACUUUUUACCAUAUUGUAGAAAUAGAUAUUGUUUUUAUUUGGAGAUAAACAGACUCAGGUUAAAAAUACAAAUAAUAAUUAAGAAAUAUUUUUAAAAUGGUACUUUCAAACACAAAAUUGAGAAUGUCCAACAUAAUUAAUUUGUAUUAUAAAUUGGUAUAGAAAGCUGCAAUUCAGUACUGGUAUUGAAAAUUGUAUGACAAAGUAGAAAAACCUAUAAAAGAGAUAAGUUGAAAGAAGUCUGAUGAGAUUUAUUUGCAUGUCUGGAUGGUUCUGGGAACAUUCCCUUCUAAUGGGUUCAGGCCAAAUUUCCACAAUUCAUAAAUCAACAACCUGUGAAUAUUCCAAAAAAAUAUAUGUAUUUGUAUCAUGAUUUUAAUUGUUACGGUUAACUUAGCAUUGAUGAUCAUGUCAUUGCUAGCAAUGAAAUAAAAAAAUUACUUAUAAUAUUACUACUACCGGUAAUACCUGUACCAGAAGCUUUUUGGUGACAGUCUGUUUUGGACUCAGGGAAAUGUAAUUGGCAUUAUUCACAAGCAAAAACAGCACAUGACCUAUACAAAUAAAGGUGAACAUUUUCAUGGAGGAUAAAACAUUUUUACCCUCAAAAACCAUUUUCCUUACACAAAUACAAAUAUAUACACCAGUACACCUACUCUACACUAUAAAAAAGGAAAUGUAAGAGAAAAAAUAAAUUUACUUACUUCCUACCACAUAAAAACCAAAAAGAAUCCAGCUGGCAGCAAUAAGAGCACCAAAAGCCAAUAAAAAUCCAAGAAACAACCAGAUCCUUGCACCUUUUGACCAUUACAAAAUUAUUAAUGUAAAUAAUUACUUUUUUAUGCAUCUUACCAUAUAACUUUAUUUAUAAACUGGAUUAGUUGAUAAUUUAAAACUAACCUUGGAGAAAUAAUACUUCGACCCAAAGGUAAAUGCUUUUCUCAAAUAGAUAAUACUUUGACAGUUAAAUGAUUUACAGCACCUUCUAAACAAAUUGCAUUGCUUAAAAAAAAAAAAAUUCAAUAUUUAAACAUGCCUUCUUUUUCUUAAAUCCAUUAUUGUAAAUUAAAUACAGGGGACUUUACAAUACCGGUUGGCUAUUAGUGCUAGUUGAUAAUUCCCAAGAAAUCAAUAAUCCAAGAAGUACAGAUGCUAAAUCACAACUACAUAAGAGAAACAGCUUUUUUAAAUAAAUAUAAGAUACCUAGGAAUGAAUUAAUUCUUUAACUUACCUAUGAACGAUUAAAUCCAUGGAAAAAUCAGUAAAUUUGGCUAAAUUGCUUAUACGGUCAGAUUUUCUUUCUCUUACUCGACUGAAUUUUUUGUGUGGUUAUUUGAUGACGUAUUGCUUAAGCUUGCCCGUUAUGUGUUGUAAAUGGGGCAUUCCCAAAUUUUAACAGUUUUAUCAUAAAAUGAAUUGGCUUUCAGAAUAUGUAUUUUUGCAAGCUUUAAGAUAAUGGCAACAGCUAAAAAUGCACUUUGAAUUCUAAAACUUUAAGCAUAAAUUUUUAUUUUACACCUUGUAAUAAUAUAUCAGAAUACAGAUAAAAAUCAGUACUUUCUAAAUUUGUUGCAUCCAGUCAAACAAAUAUGAUGAGAAAAUACACUUGAUGGUUGAUGUGACCAGAUAAAAAAAAAUUCUCAGCUAAAUACUUAAAUUGUCUAAAGAGUCUAGACAUAUAGGCCCUAUAGUUAAUUAUUAUAAUGUCGAGACCUAUACAGUGUAUUAGAGAUUUAUUAACUUACUAAGCACUGACCCGGUACUAUCAUACUCACUGUUAUACUAAAUUCUAAAUUCUUUCGUUAAUCUUUUUCUAAUUUGUUGCAUGGGUUGAUUAAUUAAAAUGACAUACAAAUGCUAUCACCAUUAUUUGAGUUUUUUAGUGUUUGCUUUGGUGUUGUUCUAUUAUGAAACUUUUUUAUUUAAACAUGAAUCUAGAUCUAGCUGAACGUGACACCAGACAGACACAAUCAUGUCAGGUUUCUUAGAUAACUGCCAUUGGCCUAGAUGUGAAUGCAUAGAACUUGGAGACAAAAGAAACCUGGUUGUUUCAGUCCUGUCAGGUGUGAUGGUAAGAUAACAGUGGGGACCUAUUUUCUAAAACUUUUCAUUUUACUUGAACUUGAGAGAUUUAAUUGAAGCUGAUUAUUUAUUAUUUUUCAGUCAGGUAUUAUAAUUAAUGUUUUUACUAUUAGAAUGCAUUUUUAAGAACUUUGCCAAUGAAUAAAUGUAUAAAGCCCUGGCUAAUGAUAAAACCAUUGCUUCUAGUUUUUUGCAGGUUGGUGGUUUGUGAUCGAUGCAGCAGCUAUGUACCCAGAUGGUGACAAGUUUAACCAUGCCUUCCAGACUCCUGGUGUCAUAUUAACUGUAGCUUUCUUUAUGUAAGUCUAGUCUUGUUUUGUGGAUCAGCCUUAUUGUUCACAAAUGUAAUUUGUUUCAAACAAUUUUUUUUUAAUCCAGACCAAAUUUUUUAAAAUUUGUUUUAAAUCUCAGAUUUAACAAAGGCCUCCAAAACAUUAAGCAAAAGAAACUAUGACUGAUUAAAUUUAGGUAAUCACAAAGGUGUUUGGAUGACUUGGUGUGUGUAUAUUGGCUAUUUUAUCCUAGGAUUUGGAGCAGGAUUUUUUGGGCAAGGGUCGCUCCUGACAAAUUUGUAUCUGCUCCAUUCUGCUCAGGUGGUUAAGGGAGGUGUUAAGUGUUUUAAGUAAUGUGUUUAAAACUGUCACUUACCAAUCUUAUUGACUAGUCAUAUAAAUGCAUGUGCCAGCAACAUACCAGUAGAAGAAUUGGGCAACUUAACUGAAGAGUGGCACAAAGCUGAUUAGGAGAGAGGGUCAACAUAGUUGGUAGAAGAGUGGGUCAACAUAGCUGGUAGAUGAGUGGGUCAACAGACUUGUUUACCCACAAACUCCUAAAAUCGUACAAUAUCGUCUCAAAAUCGUACAAUGCAGUAUUUUGAUAGUAAAUAAAUAAAAAUACAGUAUAUAUAUUGUAUACAAUAACUACUCUUUAUAGCGUGUUCAGUUAAGCUGGCGUCAAAAUAUGGAACUGUAGGUUAACAGUAGAUGACUGACGUUAGCAGUUAACUGCGGUCACUUUGUUUUGCAGACGCGUAUCGGCUAAUGCAUAUCAAUUAAGAUUUGGGUUAAUGUGCUGAUCACAUUAUCCCAGUCUGUCACAGGUUAAAAUAAAGUCAACGGUGAAAUUUAACGUUGUUCAAACUUGACGUCAGAUGAGCAUUAAAUAAAAUGUAUUAAGAUAAGAAUGAAUUACCCGGAAACAAAUUGGGAACCCCCCCNNNNUCACAAGGCUCCCUGGCCUUUUUUUGUGUGUACGGUACAGUGAGCUUUAGAACACCAGCCCAGCCCCCACCCCCCAUAAACUUUAAAAAAUCCGUUGUAUAUUAUGAUGUUACAGUAAACAAAGCAUGACACGGGUUUUCACCACUGGUGAUUCGGCUAGCCCAGUGGUUCCCAGAAUAAACGCCACAUCGCCCUGGGUGCUCGUUGCCCUCGGGCAAGGGGGUUAGCUGCGGCUUCCUCAUCAAGGCGUUGCGAAAUAUUUUUUUUUUUAAUUCAUUAUUUUAUUUUCACGUUUAAACCAGUGUAACAACUUUCGGUCGUUGUGCAAACUGUAACCCACUAAGCAACCGCUGUUUGCAGUUCCAGAUGGCGCUCAGUGACCGACAUACACGUUAUAUUUAUUUUUAUCCAACCUUUAUUUUAUUUUUGUAUUCGCUAUUUCGAAUUGUACAUGUUAGAAUUCAACACAGGGAGCCUUGUGAAAACGUAGUGUGGCAUAGGCGCAGGGAAACGAAAAUUUUAGAACCACUGGCGGAGCCCACCGAAAUAUACGUCACACGCGGGCUGACCAUUCGGAGCACUAAACAUUACUGCAAUGUCUCUACUACUGAGUUUAGGUACAGCUAGCUAGUUCAUUUAUGAAAAUACAUCUUGACAACAUCACAACAAAAAUUCCUGCUAACCAUUGGCUGAUAUUUUACAGCAUUCGAGAUAUAAAUGUGCUAUUUUAGGACUUUUGGAGUUUCGGCAUGAUUAUUGUAGUAUUUUUAAAUACCGCAUGUAUUUUCUGUGAAGGAACUGCCACCCCCCACCUGAAAUUACGAAAAGGUGGGUUACGGUGUUGAUUCAAAUAUUUAGACCCACGCCAUACAUGGUAUCUCUCAGAUCCACACCACUCAUUUUGCCUCUGGUUGCUACUGAAAAGCCUGACUUGCAGAAUGUGCAGUAUGAUGGACCCUUCUAUGAAGACCGCAACACAGUAAAUUGUGUCCUAGAUUCAAGCGAGAAUGUAAACUUUCUUUAUCUUUUGUUGAAGCUGAUGUUUAUCGGUAGAAGUAGAAGUUUCUUCUUCAUCAUCGGUUUCGCGUGCCUUUCUUUUUGUCGAGGCCAUAUCGUAAAAUACUCACUAGGUAAACUAAACUAGGGGACCGAAAAUAAAAAGGAUCGCUGAUUCCAUUAAUGGUAACAUUGAAAUCAGGCAAUGUGCACACCCGUCAAUGUAGUCAAAUUGGAACCCAAAGCUGUUUGGGAAAUGGGACAUUCAUGUAUAACAUACCUGGUACGCAAAAUAAACCAUUAAAAUGUUUUACAAAAAUAUUUAUACCCCCCACACCAGCCGCACCUUGUCAACGUAAAACAAAGGGCCAUCUAUUACGGAAAACAAAGGGCCAUCUAACUAUUGCGUAAAACAAAGAGCCAUCUAUUACGUCAAACGACCAUCUAACUAUUACAUAAAACAAAGGGCCAUCUAACUAUUACGUAAAACAAAGAGCCAUCUAUUACGUCAAACGACCAUCUAACUAUUAUGUAAAACAAAGGGCCAUCUAACUAUUACGUAAAACAAAUGGCCAUCUAACUAUUAAGUAAAACAAAGGGCCAUCUAACUAUUACGUAAAACAAAGGGCCAUCUAACUAUUACGGAAAACAAAUGGCCAUCUAACUAUUACGUAAAACAAAGGGCCAUCUAACUAUUACAUAAAACAAAGGGCCAUCUAACUAUUAUGUAAAACAAAGGGCCAUCUAACUAUUCCGGAUUAUGUAGGCGCUGAGGAUGCGUACGACAGAUUUGUUGGGGGGGGGGGUGGUCAAUAGACAGCACCUACAUUUAUGCAUACAAUAAUUAUCCUGACAGUCUCUUAUAAAGCCAACUGUCAUCUGAAAGUCUGUGAAAUCAGUGAAUUCUAAUUAGGCCUUUUUAUUAUUAUUAUUAUUAUUAAAGCUAUAAAAAUAUUACCACAAUAUUUCGCAGAAAGCAUAUAGGCCUACUCCUUUAAGCUACUAAUGCUUUGUGUUUUUCAUAAAGAGAUCCCUGUAGUUGUAAAAUUGAACAUGACAUAGUCAUAACACACUGUAGUCCAGUAAUGCGUUUUUCCGUGCUGGUGACGUCAUUAUUUCCACCGGGCAGAAUCACCCCCAGCCCCCUCAUUACUGGGGAAAAAAAUUGAGCCAUCGCCCGAUUUUUUUCCAUUAAUAAAAGGGGUGGGAUGGGGGGUAGUAUUAGUAGUGAUACCAAAAUGACGUAUUACGAUCGCUGAGGGUGAAGAGCUGCUUUGCGAGUUCUACAAAUAUUUAUUUUUUAAUGCCGCUGACUAGCUCUUAUAAAAUAUGUCCACAUCCAACAUUCCAGUGCAGAAUAGUGGGAUCAUGAUUUUAUUGUAAAAACCAUCGCGUCUCUAGUUUUCUCCGUUUUCACAAUCGCCGCUGUUCAAGGAAACAAAACUACGUCACACGCUGGGUAGCAGUCAAAGGGGGAUGGUGGUGAAGCGGUUGCCAGGGCAACUAGUAUACCUAUUACCGGUGAUGCAGCUAACUAGUUCACUGUGACACGCAAAGCAUCAGUAUGACUAUCAUCACCAUCAAUGCGAUGCGUUGCGGUGAUAUAUUUAUAGCCUUUGACACUCCGACCAACCCCCUACCCAUGCGUCCCGUGUGCAGCAAAUGUCCUCCAUCAACAACCCCCACCUCCCCUCUCAGUGCGUACAUAAGAUAAUGAAGGAUGGUCCCACCUUUAAAAAAAGUUACAACCAAUCGUUUUUCUGGUUCCAUUCACCAUUAGAUUUUUAUUAGAAAGGGCUAAAACUUCAACAAACAAAAAAAACAAAAAAAACUAUCGGAAAUUUUUUUUUUUUCACCCGGCCUCUGAAAAUCGUAGUUUUGGCGGGUCUAGGCGUACAAUCGUAAAAGACAUCUCAAAAUCGUACAUUGUACGCCAAAAUCGUAAGAGUAAACAGGUCUGGGUCAACAUAGCUGGUAGAAGAGUGGGUCAACAUAGCUGGUAGAUGAGCGGGUCAACAUAGCUGGUAGAAGAGUGUGUCAACAUAGCUGGUAGAAGAGUGGGUCAACAUAGCUGAUAGAAGAGUGGGUCAACAUAGCUGGUAGAAGAGAGGGGGUGAAACAUAUCUGGUUGAGGAUUGGGGGCAAAGUGGCUGUAAAAGAGUGUGGAAACAUAGUUGGUAGAAUAGAGUGGGACAUCAAAUUUAAGAAAAUAAUUUAUUAAAAAUUUUGGGGCUUGGAGCAGUGAGAAAUUUGACCAGCUCGAGCUCUGGGAAAAAAGACCCUGCUCCUGGGUUCCAAGCUCCACUCCAAAUCCCAGGUGUUGUCACCCACAAGUUGACAAGCCAAGGAUCUGUUUGGAGAUUGGCAUACUCUAUUCAACCAAGUUAAAUCAAGUUGCAUGACCGAGGUUGGCAAGAUCUUGCUGAUUACCAGCAAAGAGGACAUCAUACCAAUGACCAUGGCAAGCAGAAAUUCAUAAAUCCCCAACUUGUAAUAUGCAAGACAAGCAGCUUCAAUAUUCACUUUAGUGUGCGUGUCAGGUUUGGGUGACGUAGCACAACUGAACUGGGAGGGAUAGUAUGGGAAAAGGACAGACUGAUUGGCUGGAAAAUACAAACUAUGGCGUCUGCAUGAUCGCCAAUCCUCUGUACAUUUUUGGACCGUCCUAAAACGACUUGUCCGUAAAUGUCUGUAAGAAUUUUAGGGUGUCUGUAAAAAUAAGACUUUGAUCAAAAGGUUUUUGAAGGCUAUUAAAGCAGGAUAUCUAUACAUUUGUGAUUUCUUCUUACUAGCUUUUUACUUGUAUUAUCUUAUAAUCAGUGGAUAUUCAACACUUAUGAUAGUGCUCUACAAUGAAUACUGUUAUUUUAAAUUUAAAAAAGAACUCAAGCAUAAUGGUCAAAAGGUAUCAUAGAGUCAUACACAGAUGUAGCAACCUGUUUAUUUAGUUGUAUGGAUAGUUAAAUUUUUUUGGGUUUCUUCUGUUCAUUCUAUAAAAUUUUGUCCAUAAAAAUUGUGCAGAAUUAGAUUUUUUCAUUAAAUUUUAUUAUUUUGAGUUGGCAACCCUGGUAGGCACGGCCUGGCUAUAUAAUUAAUGAUAUAUAAUAAGGGCUAUGUGCUGGGCCCCAUAAGCACAGGGCCUUGGGGCAGUUGCUCCGUUUUCCACCCUCCAGCGAUGCACCCGUUAAUACUUCCAAGAGGAAUUUUAUUUAUUUCCCAAAGAGCUUAAUUUUUAAAAUGUAUUUUAUCAAUCAUUGUUAAUUAUUGCAGGAUCAACUCAGUAUCCAAUGGACAAAUAAGGGGUGAGGCCUACACAACAGGCUGCAUAGGACAAACAGGUUAGUUAUGAAAAGGUAAAAAUUGUCCUACUUCUGUUAAAAACAUUACUGACAUUUUUGUAGUUUGCUUCAACUGAUGAUAAUGCUAUUUAUGACAUCCACAACAGAUGGGAGGGAUGUUUCAACACAAAUUUAAGUUUGUUGCACCACUGAAAAUGUUGAAUCCUCUGUGAAGGCCGAGAUCAUGCUCUUAUGGCCUUGGCCAAUUUACUAGUGGCUUGAUUCAUCUGAUGGGCGUCGCCGUAAAUUAAGUAUCAACACAGGUCCCCGUGUUUAGACCUCCCACCCCAUCGCCUUUACUGGAGCAGUUAAUAACCAGGCGCUCUACCGCCUCUGUGACAAGGCCACAUAGUCGGCAGUUGGUAUCCUUUCCAUGAGUCCAGUCGAUAGAUGUAAUUGGGUGUCGCACAUUGGUCCAUCCUCAUUUGUGUUAUUAGACUGUUCAUGUCUCUUAAGUUUCCACGAUGGGUCACUUUUGCUCUGUCGUGGGAUUUUCUGAUAGAGCUGCCAUCCAGUGUUCCCUGGCACCCAGUCUCUAAGCCACUCCUCAUGGGAUUGAUCUUGUAGCCAUGCCUUGACUCCCAGCUGAGUCCUGGGUUUAUCAGGUAGGGUUGGGCCACACCUUCUCGCGCUACGGUAUCAGCCCUGUCAUGCUGUGUCACCUUAACAUGACAUGGUAUAAACUGCAGGAAAACCUUACCUUUUGGAUGCUGUAUACUGUCUCCAGGAUGGUGUUUACUACUGUGGUCUCAGUCAAGCCCUUUCCCAAGCUUUUGAGAGCAAAUGUACUGGAAGUUUUUUCUCUUCGUUAGACAUAGGCGUACUUAUUUUAGGGCGGCCAGGAUUGCUUCUACUUUUGCAUCGAAGCUGGUUCUAUUCUUUCCACUUGGCCCUGACAGCUCCUUUGUUGGAGAUACCUCUCCUGCGUAUUGUAUGAGUGCACCAGAGCCGCUGCCAUUUUCCAUAGCGAAGCAUGCAUUGUCUGUGAAGACUUUACCAUCUGGUCCGAGUAGGCGUCAAUCGUUUUGAGUGCUUCCUCCCUUUGUUCUGCUUGGGAGUUGGCUUUAGCCGGAUCUAUAGUUGUUUCAUGUCUUAUCCUGAGCUCCAUAUCACUAGAUCAUCCGCGAACAUGGCAAUCUGGGAUUCCAACUCUUCUUGUAAAUCAUGUACGUAGGCGAGGAAUAGAGUGCAACUGAGAGCGGAUCCCUGCAGGAGCCUAUGUUCUAGGAAUUCUUCGGCCCACCGAUACAUAUUAGCAGUAAUCCCCAGAUUCUGCAGCUUAUACAUUAGGCCCAUGCGCCACUAAAAAGUAUUAAUUUAUGUAAAUAUUUUUAUUGAAAAUGUACUCUAAUCUACGAGUUCAAGCGUUUUCUAUAUAAACCUAUAUUUUAUUUUAAUUAUUUACAUUAAUAAUUUUGUAAUGUUCAAAAGGUGCAAGGGUCUGGUUGUUUCUUGGAUUUUUAUUGGCUUUUGGUGCUCUUAUUGCUGCCAGCUGGAUUCUUUUUGGUUUUUAUGUGGUAGGAAGUAAGUAAAUUUAUUUUUUCUCUUACAUUUCCUUUUUUAUAGUGUAGAGUAGGUGUACUGGUGUAUAUAUUUGUAUUUGUGUAAGGAAAAUGGUUUUUGAGGAUAAAAUGUUUUAUCCUCCAUGAAAAUGUUCACUUUUAUUUGUAUAGGUCAUGUGCUGUUUUUGCUUGUGAAUAAUAAAUGUUCUUAAUCCAUUCAGAUUGAAUUUCACUUAAAAUCAUUUUUAAUCACCUACAACUACAAGUGAUAAUUAAAUGUAAAAAUAGUAAUUAAUUUAAACACUUUAUAGAAGAAAUCGCUACUUAAGUGAGAAAAGUUUUAUUUUAUAUAUUUUUUAUUUCAUUUGAUUUUUGUUAAGUAUAAGUUUUUAUCUUUCUAAAGAUGUCAAACCUGACUGGCCAGGAAUUGCAGUUUUCCUUCAGAAUGCUCUCAUAUUUUUUAGGUGGGUAUUCAAACUUUUAAACUUUCAACUAAUCUCUUCUACAGCACAGAAACAGCUAAUCUAUUAUGAUUAUUCAUUCCUAAUAAAUGUCUAAUACAUGAGUUUAAAGAAGUAUUACAUUUUUAUUUUAGCAACUCUUAUUGUGAGAAUACACAAUCUCUGAAGUACUAUUGAUGUUUCAUACUUAAAUUUAAAUACAGUAGAACCCGGUUAUGUCCACGGCCUCGGGGUUUGCCAUAAAGCGUUGAGAUAACUGAUGAUCGAGAUAACCAACAACCAAUAUGGCAGCAAUAUAUUAACAUGUGCUUGAAAUUUCUUUAUGUACAUCAUGUGUGUUAAUAAAUGCAGGUACUUCAUUAAAAACAAAAAUUAAUAAUUUUAAAAAUAUUACAGUUAUUUAGAGCAAAUUUCAAAUUUAAAAAAUGAAACUAGAAUCAACUUUUUAACUUUAGUACUUUUUGAGCUACGAAUUUUUAAAGUAGUAAAGUUGGGAUUUUUAACUAUGGACGAAGUCUCCACAUUUUGUGACCUCAUUCUGCUGAUCGCGUCUUGCGCAACGACUAUAUAUUUUUUAUAAGGCAACGCAUCCCCUUAUUACUAAAAUACAAUUUAGAGACUACUUAUUUUGAACUUUCAACUUUGGCACAUGACUAUUUAAUUAAAGCUUUCCCUGACCAAUGGUUUAAUAGCAUUUGCACACAGCAAACUGUUAUGAAUGAAACUCUGACGUAGUAACACGGCUUAGCAUAUAUGUAAGUGAUCAUGAAUGGCUGCCCAUGACAACGUUUUGCACACUGCAAAUUAUGAUCAUUUAUAAUAUGGACUCUACUUGGUUUUUAAGCCUCGAAUUAAAACAUAUUUAUUUAAAUUACUUCUAGGUUCAUUCUAAAACACAAGUCCUGUAUUGUGAGAAAUAAAUAAUUAUUUUUAAUAAUGAAAAACAUGUUUGUUUGUUGUUUGCUAUUUCUCCUUGCGGAGUUCAAAAGCCGAGUGGUCAUGGGGAUCGAGAUAACCGAGGUUAAGAGGCAACUUUGGCUGCCUUUUGUGCUUGAGAUAUCAGGGUUCGGCGAUAUAAAAGAAUCAACAUAACCGAGGAGAAAAUGCUAAGACAAAGAGAGAAUUUGGCGGUUGCGCUUCAAAAACGUCCACAUAACAGGGUUGGCAAGUUAACCGAGGUCGAGAUAAGCGGGUUCGACUGUAGAUAAAUUUUCUUAUUAUAAAAAUGAGUCAAUGACUGAUGUCUCAUUAAAAAUAAACAGUUUUAUCAGUCUUUCAUUUUUAACACUGUUAGUACACCCUGUACAUAAAAUUGUGAUGUUUUUGUUUUCUUGGCAUUUUGUUUUCAGUGCAUUUGUCUUCAAGUUUGGAAGAACAGAGGAUUUAUGGGGUUAAUCAUCAAGCAGAAAGAUUUUGGUAUUCAUAUCUAUUUGGAACGUGAUCUCUUUGUGAGCACAGUUAUCAAAUAAUCUUGUAUAGGUACAAGAUUGUCCGCACAGAUCUGCUUUAAUUGUGCAUCUUUUCAUUAUAAAAAACUCAUGUAGCUGAAUGACAUUUUCACUAAUUUUUUUUUUAAAUUGAAAGUCAAAGUUGAAGGUCAAUACAUGAGUUCUUUUUAAAUACUGGUAGCAGAUGAUACAUUUUUUUUUUAAAUUAAUGUUUACGGUCUAAUCUGGAAAUGUUUUAGAAAUUGUUAGUUCAUAUAAAGUUCAUAUAAGAAAGUGAAUGAAGAAUAAUUUUCUCUUUAAUCACUUUAAAUAGUAAGCUUCCUAAUAUGAUGUUUUUUUUGUGGUGAAAUUUAUAACUCAUACCUAGGGCUGAACAUGGUGCAUUUUUUUUGCACUGCGUCAAAGUAUUUUGAGACAAUACCUGGUGGUUCCUAGUGUUAAAAUAAAAAAAAGAAUUAUCUUCUCAUUUUUCUUUAAGGCUUCCUACACAAAGGGGAGAAGUGAAAAGUGCUAAAUAAUACUAAUAGCUUAAUAAUAUGAGAACAAUUUUUAAUAAAUUCUCACACCUGGUUAUAGUUUAUUUUGAAAGCUGCAAAAAACAAAGAAAAACAAAACAAAAGCAACAGCAAAAACUAAAAUCAUAUGUAAUGUAAUUUUUAACCCUAUUAAAUGUCAUAACGGGCGAUGAUCAGGUGUCAAAGCCAUAUAAUAAAACGCUAGCAAAAUCGUCAUUAAAAAUGCAAUGCAAUGAUUUAAAGUAUAUUGUUUAAGGGGAAAUCAUUCUUUGUAAAUGAGUUUGCUUCCCAUUUCUGUUUCUUCAGUGUGUUGACAUGCUUUUAUCAACACAUAUCAGGGCUUGUUUUGUGAUUAAUCAGGUGUGAAUUCGCUCAUUUUUUUUUUAUUGCCAUUAUGUUUGAUGCUCUAGAUGGUCCCCCUCUAGACUACAAUUAUUUCAAAUGGAUUAUAUUGAAAGCAAUGAUUUCAGAGAUAUUCAGCACGCUAGUAAUGACAGUAUCAACUCUAGUGAUGGUGACAUAAGAUCAAAAGAGUCAGAUAUUGACAAUUUAAGCCCUAAGCUUAGUCAUAUUGUCACAGUCACAGACAAAUUUGUUUGGGAAAGGGUGGAAAUCCAACAGAAAAGGCAAAGAUAGGAUCUUAAAUACCUACCCUAAAGAGAUUCAUGUACAAUUAUGUUUUUGUAUGCUCUAGAAUAUUCAUUUAAAAAAUGGAUUGCAUAACUUCGGAAUUUUUGAACUCAUUUUGUGCUUUCCUCUUGUAUUUGUGUGACAGAAAUUUCAAAGUACCUGGUAGUGAAUUUAAAAAAUUUACAAAAAUUACAAUUUUCAAUGUAAGUACCUACCUGUAACUAUAACUUGACAUUUUCUGAAAGAUAAUUGCUUGUGGUAUCUCAAUUUUAUUAAUUUUAUUAUAAUUUGAACUAUUUAUGGAGUACCGGUAUUAGGUUGGGUUGAAUGCAGAGGAUUAUUAAAAUUUUAUGCUCAGUCAUGUUCAGUAUCAACAUACUUAAUAGAAAAACAAAUUCUUUUCAUACCAUCAGAUACCUUGUCUAAUAUAAUUGCAGAAAAUGUAUACUUAUAAUAAGGGUCUCUGAAUUCAUUUAGUAUGGGAUCUUGUCAUUUUUGAAAAGCAUAAGAAAAUGCUAAAAAUGGCUUGAAAUCACAGGAAAAUGCACUUGACAGUAAUAGAUUUUAAAAUAAUGAACUUGACUGCCAAAAUAUUUAUAUUAAAUUAGCUGCCGACAGCUGUGUCAUAGUUUUUAUUUAAAUCUAUGUAGCUGUAGUGUAGUUAACGUUUUUUAAAGUGUAGUAAUUAUUUUAAGAAACUAAUCUGGUUACUGUAAAUAAUAUUUAAUUUUCAAAAUUAAAAUUCAAAUACCUGAUUAAUACCAAAAUGCACAUUUUACACUAAAACCUUUCUAAAAUAUCUUAAAUUUUCAAACCACCCCAGACUUUUUUUUCAGGCAACCCCUGUCAUGACUAUCAGGUUGAGAACCCUUACCCAUACCCAUAAAUAUGGCAAAAAUCAACCAUGGAAUGUAGCUUCACUAGAAAAAUCUAUGUUCAUAAGUGUUGUUGGUCACUUGGUAGCAGUUUUUAUUUUCUGAUGCCAACUUCAUUAUUUUAAUAAAUAUUUAUAUCAUAAUCAUGUCGAUUCUAGCCAAGCCUUUCUUCAGUUAAGCCUAUUGUUUCACUUAUUAAAUGAGUGUUAAAUUACAUUACUAUUAUUGAAUUCUAUUGCUAUGACAGAACUUAGGGAUAAUCCACACACACACAUUUUGGCGACUCUGUAUUAUCAGUCAGUGAUCAUGUGAAAUGAAAUAUUAAUUUUAAAUAGAAAUUACCAAGGUCAAAUAUAUCCAACUUGCUAAGACAAAUAAUUGCACAAAAUUCACAGCUAGUACAGGUAUAUUAUCAUAGCUUUGCACUUUCAUUUAUUGAAUUUUGCACCUAUCGGUAAUCAGUUUUCUUUUCUUUAUUUAUUUAUAUCAGAUAAAAUAAGAAGAAAAAAAGGUAUUUAAAAUAAUAUUUAUAUGCACUUUUCAUUAUUUUCCCAUUGGGUGGAACACAUUAUAGAAAAUGAGAAGGUAUUUUUGUUCUCGCCACCUGGACCUGUUUUUUUUUUUUCGGUGCCAGGUGUGUUCACACUCUGUAUUUCAGAAGUGAGCUCAUCCCUACCCAUCACUGUGUUUUUAGCUGGAGUUUUUUCCUUCUGAGGAAAGGAAUGGUAGGGUGAAUGGUAGGCAUUUUUUUAAAUGUACAUAUAAUUUCCCAUAUCUAUUUUUUCUUCUGGGUUUUUGUUGUAUUAGUUUUAAUUAAGUGUAAUUUGAAAUUAGCUGAAUUAAAAAUUCUUUUUAAAGACCUUACUUAAUUAAAUGCAAAAUAAUUUACUUGUCUUGUGGAAGUGAACAUGAUAUUUUCAGCUACAUAGAUUGUUUUUUCCAUUGUGAAUGAGGUGUAUGGCUGUACCAGAAUCAAUAGUUAACCAAUUGUUUUAUUAAAUUAUGUCUUGGCAAUAUUACCGCAUUUUAGCUCAUUUUCUUGUACAGAUAUCCAUCCUGCACUUCUUCAGUGCACAGACAUUGUGCACUAACUAAAAUAUUUUGGUUUUAUUACUGUGUUUGUCGAAUAAUUUAAAUGUCUGUAUGGUACCAAAAAUGUAAUAUAAAUAUCCUGUUAAAAUUAUUUGAAUUGUGAAGCUUUUGUAUUGUUCAAAGAAUGUUUUUAAAAUGAUGUCAUGCCACAUAUAAAUAGCUGUAAAAAAUGUAGCAAUUACAAAAAUGAAAAGGAUACCCCAAUGGCUACAUUACAUUAAUGAAUAUGAAAAUUGAAUCCACAAAAAAUGUUUAAGAUUUUACAUCGAAAAUACUUAAAUUAAUAUAAAUAUAAUACUAGGAUGGUUAUCUCCAAACAAUAAACUAUUCACAUGUAAUGCUGGUUGUUUUCAACAAAUAACUUUUGGUUGGGCUCAGUUGACAAUUUAAAUACAUGCUGCAGUUAUAAAGCAUAGUUCAAAGAGUCUAACCUUCGUUUGGCACUAAAGAAUUGUUCUCAAGAAAGUAAGGAAGCAUAGGAAAGAAUUGAAAAUAUUUCCUUUUCACCUAUAAUAAAGGAAGAUGCAUUCUACAGUUUCCAUGGUCAUCUUAUGAUUGUUAGGUCUCACUAUGCUGUUCACAAAAUAAAUAAUAUAUAUAUAUGUCAUUUGUAUAAGUGAACAUUUGUUUGUUUGUGGCUUUGUUCCACAAGGGCUUUUACAUGGAUUGAUGGAUCUUGGCCAAACUUGGCACAUAUAUCCAUUAUUUUUACUUUAAAAUAUACUCCGUUUGGGGCCGGGGCCCUGACUUUUUUGUUUCCAUAUAAGAACUAUAUAAAUAAAAUGACCAACAAAUACUCCUACAUAAAUGGAUGGAUCGUGACCAACCUAACCUUAGUACACAUACACUUGAUGAUCCAUAUUCAAAUACCGAAGGGUAUUGAACUCAUGAUAUCCAUCUCUUUGGAUCCGGGGGCUCCGCCGUUUCAUUUUUCCUUAUAUAAGCUAUAUAUGUUUCGAGGAGGAUAUUAAAUUUAAUCUAGAAUGUUCCUAAAAAUUCUUUAUUGUUCUACAGCGAUAUAUAAUUAUUGUAUCUAAAAGUUUAUUGAAUUGUUAGUUUAGUUCCUAUUUUUUUGCAAUGGGGAUUUUCUCUAAACAUACCCUUCUUAAUCCUACCGGGAACAAAAUCCUACUGGGAAUAGGAUCUUAAAGGGGAUCGAGAUCCAAUAGUAAACUGGAACACACGGGUAACGUGAUCCCAUCGGGUAACGGGAUCCUAUUGGGGAAACAUGAUCCCAUUGGAGAAUAUAAAUUUUACACCUUAACAAGUGUGUUUUUUGCUACCUUAUCAAAAUAAGUUGAAGAUAAUGAAACGAUGCUAGGUGAAGUUUGCAUUGGUGAUAAUUAUAGUUUUUAAUUAUUUAAGUUGUUUAAGUGAUGGCCCUCGAUGGAGGUAAUUUUUAGUAAUAGCAGUUAAUGCAAAUGGCAUAAUGACCAUCCUUUCAAAGCAAACUCUAAUUCUUAGAGCAGCAUGAAAUGUGGAAAUUAAUUACCAUAAUAAAUAAUAGAAGAUUUGAAACAUGGAAUAGAAAAUGUUAAUGCACUCUCUUUAAAUAAAAUCAGCUUGUUAAAUGUUGUCACGGUCAGAUCGCGUGAGUUUUUUGUGUCAACUUCUAUAAUGUUAAUUUGACCAAUCGUGGGUGAGUUUAUUUUCCCCGUGUGCCCCACGAGUUGUGAUUUUUCUCGGUCAAGGUAUGACCGGUGUGCUGUGUCUGAAAAAAAACCACGUGUGUGAGUUGAGUUUUGAAGGAGUGAACAGUGGCGAGUGCUGUGGAUAUGGUGUAUGAUUUUUGUCUUAUAAAGGCAGUGAGUUUUUCUACGGAUGGAAGAGGACUUGUGUAACUUUAACUGUUUUGUGUAGUGG